This is a messenger RNA of Adineta steineri, 1518 nucleotides long. The record is from the annotation of a GenBank genome assembly. Lineage: Eukaryota; Metazoa; Rotifera; Eurotatoria; Adinetida; Adinetidae.
AUGUGGACAGCAGCAAAGAAAAUUAAAGAUGAUGAUUUUUCAGAAUUUGAUGAUUUUGAUGAAGAUGAAUUUGUUGUUGAAGUUCCAUCUUCAUCUGGUGCUAAUCAAUUACCAAUUAAAACACAAUCAAAAAAAUCUGAUGUAGUAUAUAAUGAUGGUUCAUCUCAAUCAUCAAUGAGUCACACAACAGAACAAAUACUUAGUGAUGAUGUUACUAUUGAUGAAGAUGAAGACGAUGAUCUUAUGUUUGAUGAAGAAGAAUUUGAAACGUCUGAUUCAUUUCCAUCUUCAUCAUCAUAUGUGUCAUCUAUAUCUGAUCUUAAAAUUACUGAAGUACCUACUAACUUAACGGGUAAUCAUUGGGAAGCUUAUCAUUGUGAAGCUGUAAUGGUUCUUGUACUUCUUGGUUAUUUAAUAAAUUUUCUUGUUGGUCGUUCGAAAAAUGCUCGCCUUGCUUCAAUUAUUUAUCGUUCACAACGUGAUUUACUUGAUAGAAAUUUUGCUCUUGUUGGUGAUAAUGGUCAAACACGUAGUAUUCAAUCAACCGAUGAUCAAAUGAAUAAUGAUUUAACAACAAAUAAUAUGCAUAAAGAAUCAGAAAGUUUAUAUAUACUUUGGUGUAGUGGACGAACAUCUAUUGAAAAUAUGCUUAUUGAAAUACGUUUUAUAAAACGACAAUGUUUAUUUAAUUCAUUAGCUGCUAUGAUCAAAUCAAUAAAUGAUACAAUUAUUUAUACAAUUGAUUAUAGUAAAGAUGAUAUGGAAACAUUUGUAUUUUGUUUAGCUAAAAAACGUUGUGCUGCUAAAUUACAUCGUGAUAUGAAUGAUCUUAGUCAAUUUUGUUCGGAAAGAAAAAAUGCUGAGAAACGUGGUUUAAGUGGAAAUUAUCAAAUAUUAAAUGAAAUUGGUGAAGUAUCAAGUACAAUCAUUGAUAAUCGAGUAGCAGAUUUUAUUGAAAAAUUUCCUGAUGCACUCGAAUAUAUUCAUAUUAGUGAUCAAUAUACAGGUAUGAAAGUACAAAAUGAUACUCAACAACCAUCACCUAAUACACCAAAUCCUACUAAUUCUCCACCAACCACUGGUACUGCAGCUCAACAACAAGAUGCAUUAAAUACAAGUGAACGUUCUGUUCGUCGUGUAUUAAUUAUUGCAUUUAAUUUAGUUGCACGUAAUGAUCGUUCAUUACAAGUAACAACUGAAAGUAUUGGAAGUGAUUAUUUACGUUUUGUAUUACAUUUAAUUGAACGUGUUAGUUCAUUUCGUUUUACAUCCAAAGAAUCAAAAACAAAAGCAAUUAAAAAUCGUCAACGUAUUGAAGAACAAUUCCUAAAAAAUGUUUAUCAACAAAGACAAGAACAAGCUCAACAAAGACGUGAAGAAAAACGUCGUGCUGAAAAAGAAAAAAUUAUGCAAUCCGAUGAUCCUGAAAGACAACGUAAAUGGGAAGAAAAAGAACAUAAACGUGAAAUGAAAAGACGACAACCAAAAAUGAAACAAAUGAAAGUUAAAGCUAUGUAA